UGAAACCGGAGCUCUCACAUGUGCGAGCCUGUUGAUAAUCUCACCGGAGGUUUAUUUUCUAUAACAUGUCCCACCUUUAUAGAUAUAGAAAAAAAUACUGUCAUCACACUUUCGUAUCGAGAGACGCUUCACGGUCUAAUAAUGUAAACAGCUCGUACUUUCCCGUUCAGCUGGAAUCUCAAAGUUGAGGAACAACCAAGUUAGCUUAGCAGAAACAAGCUAGCCAGCGCGUACAGAUUUCUUGGAGCGGUGAAACAUGGAGGUAGACGACCGGGACUUUCUGAACACUACGCCGGUGAAGACCGUCAGGUUUGGAGGCAGCGUCGCGGAAACGUUACAGAAACAUAAACAGGGAGACUCAAGUGAUUACGAACUCCUGAAACAUCAGCUGGCUGAUUCUGAGAUAAAGGACGCUCAGAUCAUCAACUGGCUGCAAGAAUUUCGGAGUUGUGUGACGCAGCUUACCAAGGACCAUGAGCACCUUAUUUAUAGUAUCUUGAGGCUUCCAUGGGUGGGACGCAGCCAGGCAGUAGUGGAGGAGUACAUGGCCUUCCUCGGCAACCUGGUGUCGGCUCAGACCGUCUACCUGUGUCCCUGCCUCAAGAUGGUGGUUUCCCACUUCACUCCCAAGAGAGUGAUCAUCAGGGAAGGAGGAGUCGAUAUCUCUGAUUCAGACGAUGAAGAUGAAAAUCUCCCCAGACACUUCGAUCGCUGUCACCAGGCGUUGCAGCUGAUCUUCAGAUAUGUUCCCUUCACAAGCCGCUUUCUGGUGCCCAUUUUGCAAGACAACUUCCCCUUCAUACAGAAAUCCUCCAGAACACUGGAGUGUUACGUCCACAACCUGCUGAGAGUGACCAUGUACAUACCGUCCAUCCGACGAGAUGUACUGGAGGUGAUCAUUGGAAAGCUGCUCAAGCUAGAUGUGAGCGCAUCCCGCACAGACAUCGAGGAGGCCGAGGAGAAAGUAGUGCCGGACCAGAAGGCAGACGGUCAGACUGAGGAGGGACUCUUUGACAUGGAUGAGGACGUGUCUGCGCAUCAGGACUCCAAGACGGCUCUGAUGGUCCAUCCAGUGGCUGAGAGGCUGGACACUCUCAUGGCUGUGCUGAUGGCGUACAUCAAGGACAUCUGCCACGUCAACGGCUCUCUUAACAUGGAAGUGACUAAAGAGCUGUACAAGGAUUUGUUGAGUGUUUUCGACAAGCUGAUUCUGCCGACACACGCUUCCUGUCACGUCCAGUACGCGCUCUUUUACCUCUGCAGCUUCAGACUGGCCUUGGCGGAGGCCUUCCUGGAUCACCUGUGGAAGAUUCUGCAGAACCCCUCUCAGCCCGCCGUCCUCCGCCAGGCUGCCGCUGGAUACCUGGGAAGCUUCCUGGCCCGAGCCAAGUUCAUUCCUGUGCUAACUGUCCGGGCCUGUCUGGACUUGCUGCUCUCGCUGAUCCACCGCUACAUCGACAGCCAGGACAGCAGCGGCAAACAGGUCUGCUGUGACAUCAGCCUGCACGGGCCGUUCUACACCGCCUGCCAGGCCGUCUUCUACACGCUCAUCUUCAGACACAAAGCCAUGCUGGAGCCCAACAUGAAGAAAGGUCUGGAGUAUCUGCAGAGCCUGAACCUGGAGCGGGUGGUGAUGUGUCAGCUGAACCCUCUCAAAGUCUGCCUGCCUUCCGUCACUCACAUGUUCGCUGCCAUCACCAGGAAGUAUCAAGUGGUGUUUUGUUACACGAUCAUAGAGAGGAACAACCGGCGUGCGCUGCCGGUGGUCCGCAGCUCUGCCGGAGGAAACUGUGUGACCACCAACACCAACCCAUUGGACAGCUUCUUCCCCUUCGACCCCUACCUGCUCAAGAGGUCUGGUGAGCUGAUUGAGCCGCUGUACCAGGUCUGGGAGGAACUAGCAGAUGCAGAGCUGCUUCCCACUAAAACAGGCCAUAAGGGCUCAAGAGAGGAUGAGGAUGACUUCUUGUGUUGGGAGAUGCCCCAGACUGAGGGCAUCGUGGGAAUGACUCCCAGCUCCUACGACUCAAACCUGUGCAGCCCGAGCAGCAUAGGUUCACCCCCCAGCUCCCUCCACAGGCAGUUCUAGUCCCUCAUCGGGAGCUGGCCUGUUGGUUUUCAAAGGACCCCGCUGUUCCUGAAGUCCUCAGGCACGUUGAGGGUUGGACCUUUUUUUUUUUUUGUUACGAGCAGAAAAAGCCACGGGUUUUGUAGCCACACAUUUGUACAGAGACUCUUCCCUCAUGAGCCACAUUGUGCUUACAAGUGAAGAGCACGUCAACCAUGGACGCUAUUCAUACAGGAACACUCAGGAAGGACAGCAAUAGUAUCACAAGAAGCCCAAAAAUCACGAUAAGCAGGUUUAUGUAAAUGUUCUGAACAGAUUUGAUAAGUUUUAAAUAAACAAUUUGACAAAGACUAAUGUGACAGACAUUAGCUUUCAUCUGUUUUAUUUUGUUUCUGUACGGAAGAAAAUGGUCCUCAUAUUAAACUGACCUUGAGAAGUUA
Molecule: messenger RNA, 2508 nt
Organism: Stegastes partitus (bicolor damselfish)
Lineage: Eukaryota; Metazoa; Chordata; Actinopteri; Pomacentridae
Gene: rrn3
Product: RRN3 homolog, RNA polymerase I transcription factor
Exons: 17
Coding region: 257-2089 (610 amino acids)
Biological process (GO): transcription initiation at RNA polymerase I promoter
Cellular component (GO): nucleus
Molecular function (GO): RNA polymerase I core binding; RNA polymerase I general transcription initiation factor activity
Source: RefSeq, a predicted model, not a curated record